CUGUGUUUUUAACAUGUUUUCAACACGCUCCCGUAAAGAGUGUCUGUCCGCCGAGAGACUUCAGUACUUUGACCCAAAAAUGCGUUGUUAAACUCUCUAUGUUCGUCGAGACCUUAUGAAAAAGGCAGAGCUGUUGGACAGAGUUGUCAGUCGCGUGGUUGUGCUUCAGAGGAUUAACAUUAGCUCAAGAUAGCUAAGCUAGCUAAUAAUACCACUGUGACCAGUUGUACUCCAGGCUGCCCAGUUGUGGACAUAUUUUCGCACUUUUUGCACGAAGAAAUGCAAGUCAAAGAGUUAUUUGUGUCUGCUCCAGGAAAAGCGAUUCUCCACGGAGAGCAUGCGGUGGUGCAUGGAAAGGUGGCCCUUGCUGUCAGUUUAAAUCUGAGAACGUAUUUACGGUUACAAGGCACCACUACUGGCAAAGUUUGCAUCAACCUCCCAAAUAUCGACACAUUCCUCUGCUGGGACCUAUCUGAAUUGAAACAGCUUGUUGCCUAUUCUUGUGGUAAGAGGGAAGAGGUUAAACUUCUGGAUGCUGAACUUGUGAGAAGACUGCGUGAAUUUGUUGGGGUCACCAAUGGAAACUUGGAUACCUGCAACAUGGCCACCCUCGCCUUCCUCUACAUCUAUCUCUCACUGUUUGGAUCUAGUGAGUUGCCCAGCUUGACGGUGUCUGUGUGGUCGGAGCUGCCGACUGGAGCAGGACUGGGGUCAAGUGCUGCCUACUCGGUGUGUUUGGCUGCAGCUCUGCUCUGUGCAAGCGGAGCCAUCCCUGCUCCUCUCAGAGAGUGGGAUCACACUGCCAGGUGGUGUCAGGAGGACCUGGAGCAUAUCAACAGCUGGGCUUUCCAAGGGGAGAUGAUCAUCCAUGGUAAUCCUUCAGGAGUCGACAACGCCGUCGGAACGUGGGGUGGCAUGCUGAGAUUCUUGGCCGGGAAGAUAAUACCACUGAGCAGGGUGCCGUUAUUAAGAAUCCUCCUCACUAACACAAAAGUACCACGUAGCACAAAGGUACUUGUUGCCAGGGUGAAGGACAAGAUUAACAAGUUUCCCUCUGUCAUGACCCCGGUGCUUGACUCUGUUGAUGCCAUUUCCUGCACUUGUGAGAAAGUCCUUUCAGAUAUGACCUGCAAGCCCAUCACUGGAGAGCACUACAAUAUUCUAGAGGAGCUCAUUGACAUGAACCAGCACCACCUGAAUGUGAUGGGUGUGGGACACCCUGCCCUGGACACACUGUGCCGGGUCACAAUGACCAAAGGGCUCCACAGCAAGCUAACGGGCGCAGGGGGAGGAGGAUGCGGCAUCACCCUACUGAGACCAGAAACGGACUCCUUCGUUGUCCAGACUACAGUGCAGGACUUGAAAGACUGUGGCUUUGACUGCUGGGAAACGAGUAUUGGCGGGCCGGGGGUCCAGCAGCACUCUCCUCUCUCUGUUAAGGAGGAAGUUCUGGAGAUUUUAAAGCGUUACUGAAACCAUGGCUGAACAAGAGGACAAGCAAUCUUUAGUCUUCUUGUUUUUUACUUCAAGACGUUAAAUAUGCUUGACUAUUGAAGUAAGCCGAGUGGACCGGGGAAAAUUUCCAACUGAGCGGAGCUGGACAAACCUUAGCGAGUGAAAAACAAUCUAAUCAAUUUUAAACUAACAACCAGGCAACUGUGUCUCUAACAUAUUACUGAUACUCAUUUUGAACUUUGGGAAAAUUAGUGAUCCUUGAGGGUACAAGUAUAUGUUCUGAGCACUUUGUCCAUUAGAUGGCAUCAGAGUUGCACCAAAGCUUUUUAUAAAAAAGGAUUUAUGGUAGGAGGCUCUGAUAAAUUGAUUAAUGUGUAAGUGAAGCACUGGCAGGAUUAAUUUAUAGUUUAAUCCAAAUGUUAAAUGCAGAAGGGCCAACAUAUCUUAAUGGAUUAGAGGAUCGUCAGGCAUUAAUUGCUCACUCUUACCACUUUAACAUGCAAUGUUUUUGUAUAACUGCUUUGAGGAAAGUGGUCAUUUUAUGUAAAAAUGAUGAUGGAGAAGGAGUUUGAUGAAUGAAAUAGUUUUUGUGGUUCUGUAACAAAACCGGAUGACCAUUAUUUGAAUGUGUAAUUUAGUCUUCACUGUUCUACAUUAAGGUUUAUCAAAGUGACCGAGCUUUGAUCUUUUGCUGCAUUAUAAUUAAUGUUGGUGAGAGCAGGAAACAACAUUGUCAUAAAUAUACUAUGAAGACUAUUUGCAUAUAAUGUAAAAUUUUCACACUCUCAUAAAUUAUUAUAUAAACAAAUGUAUGCUGAAUAGAGCUGCAACAAUUAAUUGAUUAGUUGCUAUCUAUUAAAAUAUAU
Molecule: messenger RNA, 2321 nt
Organism: Plectropomus leopardus (leopard coralgrouper)
Lineage: Eukaryota; Metazoa; Chordata; Actinopteri; Perciformes; Serranidae
Gene: mvk
Product: mevalonate kinase
Biological process (GO): isopentenyl diphosphate biosynthetic process, mevalonate pathway; isoprenoid biosynthetic process; cholesterol biosynthetic process
Cellular component (GO): cytoplasm; cytosol
Molecular function (GO): ATP binding; mevalonate kinase activity
Source: RefSeq, a predicted model, not a curated record